Sander lucioperca (pikeperch) is the source of this 2328-nucleotide messenger RNA. It is a transcript of the gene msantd2, whose product is annotated as myb/SANT-like DNA-binding domain-containing protein 2. The coding region runs from base 56 to 1732 and encodes 558 amino acids. Lineage: Eukaryota; Metazoa; Chordata; Actinopteri; Perciformes; Percidae. The transcript has 4 exons. The record is from RefSeq and is a predicted model, not a curated record.
GUAAAGCCUCGAACGUCACCCUCCCUCUCCCCCUCCCCUUAGCAACAGAGGCAACAUGGCGGCGUCCAGUACCGCGGAGCAUUCUCCAGAGAUAUCGACGCCGUUAAAGAUACCCAAAACCGAGGUGCCAUCCCCCGAGUCGGAAGAUUUGAGUGACAGUAAUCAAUACCAUUCCAAUCCCUCGACACCUAACCGCUUCUCGCCUUUGAACGUGGGCUCAGGGACCGCGGGCCGGACGGCGGCCUCAUCCUCCUCCAACAGCUUCACGGCUUGCCGAGGGAUGUCGUGGACCCCGUCCGAGACAAACGCCCUCAUCGCGGUGUGGGGCAACGAGAGGCUGACGGAGGCGAGGAUGCAGCAGUUGGAGGUCGCAGGCACCGUCUUCUCCGGUAAGGCCCCCGGCCCUGCCAUGUACGAGCGGGUGUCCAGAGCCUUGUCGGAGCUGGGAUAUGAGAGGACCCCGUCCCAGUGCAGGGAGAGGAUGAAGACGCUGCGGCGCUGCUACAGCCGCGUGAAGGAGCACGGCAUCGGCAAGCGGAAGAGCAGCUACACUAUAGAGCAGCUGGAGAAGGUGUUUGGUCAGGGAGGUUGGGACUCCCAGAGUUGUGCCCCGGUGCUGAUCAACAGCAGCGGGCUGUAUCAGGAGAUGGAGUCUGAUGGCAGCACCCUGGAAGACUUCUCCCAGGAGGACUGGUGCAACCAGGUGCUGGACUCUGCCUUCCAGGAGGGAGACAUGGAGACUGAAGAAACCCAGGUGCCUAAAAACAGAGCUCUGCAGAUUCAAAUAGAGCUGACAGAACAAAUCCAAAAAAGGGACACGAUGCAGACUGUGACGCGUAUCCUUGAGUCGGUGCAGCUGCAAUGGGAGCCCUUCCAGACAUGGACUGAGUUCUCCCGGCUGCACCUCUCCAACAAACUGGCCAUCUUUGGCGUGGGCUACAACACGCGCUGGCGCGAGGACGUGCGCUACCACUACGCCGAAAUCAGCUCGCAGGUGCCGCUGGGUAAGAGGCUCCGCGAGUACUUCAACCCCGAGAAGCCAGAGGGCCGCAUCAUCAUGACCAAAGUUCAGAAGAUGAACUGGAAGAACGUCUACUACAAGUUCCUGGACAUUACCAUCAGUGAGGCGCGCUGCCUGGAGCUGCACAUGGAGGUGGACUGGAUCCCUGUGUCCCAGUCCAGGGCAGCUGGCUGCAGCAAGGGCACAUCCCACUACCUCCUCCCUGGGGACAUCCCCAAGGCUUAUGGACUCUACGCAAUUGGCUACGAGGCAGUGGCAUCCUCUCACAACACGGCUCACUUCUUUCCCCAGGGGGAUGGUGAAGACCACAGUUCACCUCAGUGCUCAGAGAACGGGGAACAAAGUCAGGCUGAUGGAGAAGGGGCAGAGAGAUGUGACAGGACUGGGGCUAAAGUCACGUACUGCUACCUAGGCAUAGCGGAGGACAGGACCAUCCAGCAGAGUCUCUUCCAGCACUUCCAGGGCUACGGCAAACACUAUGUCCACCACGGGGUACCCUCCGCCAUCACACGUUUCCUGCAGGAGAACUGCCACGGCGACGUCACACAUGUCCAGAACGGGGAGGGAGACGAGGACUCAUCUCAACGUUUUGCUAUUUACAUAAAAUACAUUGAGGUGGAGCUGGACUUCCUCUCAGCAGGCUCCCUGGUGGAGUGCCUCGAAACUGCUGCAGGUUAUUCCUUGAAAUACAACAACAAAGAAACGUUGUAACUACACUCACAGCAUUUCAGAUUUGUAUUGACUAAAGAUAUAAUUAACAAGUCUUACAGCCCGCAAGGCAACAUGAAAGGUGACCAAUUCUGUCUGUUAUAAAGCAUGGAUGUGUGCAAGAGUCUGGCAUAUUUUUGCAGCCUUUUCAGCUCUAUUGAACAGAUUUUUCAUUUGACUCUUAAGUCUUAAAAGAUUGACGGUGCACAAUAUGGUAAAUGUAUUGUGUAAACAUAUGGGAGCAUAGCUUAAGUAUUACAAAGCUGCAACAUCCAAGAAGUACACUUAUUUAUUAUUUUAGGCUAAUGUGCACUACAAAGGUUUCUGCUGCUUGUUUAGUGUAGAUAAAUAUUGCCUCAUCAGGGAACGUGGGUUGGCAAGGUGACUACUGCAGUAUGCAUCUGUCUACCUCAGUAGGAUGUAGCGAACAAGGCAGCGACGGGACCAUAGCGUGUAUUUAUUUUAAAACUGCCUUUGCUUUGACUGUUGCGGUCUGGACCUGAAUUCAGAAAGUAUCAGAGUAACGGUUGAUUCAUGCCUUAUGUUUUGAAAGUGUAACUCUGCUGCAGCUAGGGAUGCUUCCAUGCAAAUUAGGGAGA